Molecule: messenger RNA, 1296 nt
Organism: Stylonychia lemnae
Lineage: Eukaryota; Ciliophora; Spirotrichea; Sporadotrichida; Oxytrichidae
Source: the annotation of a GenBank genome assembly
AUGGGAGCUAAUAGUUGUAAGUGUUUACAAAACAAUUCUAAUGACACAGUAAACUUUUCAAAGCGUACAAAUUCCAAGGUUAAAAAGGAAAAAGGUAUCUCUUUUAUUAUAUUAUAACUGAUAUCCGUAGAUAUUCUUUCGCAAACAUCAGAUUAUCAAAACAGUCCAAAUGAAAACAGCACUAAAGGCUAAUUACAAAAAGCAGACACCUAAAAUGGCAGUAAAAACAUGAAAAAUGGGAAGUUUAAUACCACUGAUGAUAAGAGCACGCAUUUGAGUAAUUAGUAAGAUGCCAGUAUUGUUCCUUAGCUCGAUACUCAGCAGAAAGAUAUUGAGGAAGAAGACGAAGAAUAAGAGGACGAUUCAGUUGAAAUAGAAAGAAUCGAGAAAGAAUCUCGAAUGGAUAGUUAAUCAAUGAUGUCAGAUACUGAAUUCAGAAGAAUGGACAAUGAUGGUGGCUCAUCAUUUGCCUCUCAAAUUCUGAGAGUAGAAAGUGAUGUUUCCGGGAUCAAUAGAGAAAUUAAUCACUAAACUCAAAUGAGAAGAGCCACUCAUCAAUCUCAGAUGACUGAUACUAGUUUCGUUAGGGCUGUUGAAGAUGAUACUAUGAAUGAGGGUGAUGAAGAGUAGGAAAGCGACUAAUUUGGCGAUGCCCUCUUUAAAAAACAUCUGAAUACAUAGUAGAGGGAUAGAUUAAAUACUCACACCAACUAAACUAACUAAAGAUUAGUUUAAAAAUCAGAGUAGCUUAAACACAACAGGCCAAGUGACGAUUCAUCUUAGGACGGACUCAGAUUUGUUUAAUCAAGUGUGCAAUAGGACAAUCAUAAUAGUGGUGACUUUAACCAUCACAGGGAUAUGGAGGCUGGCUCAAUUUCAAGUGACAAUAUAAUGCAAAAAAGAUUAGUUAAGGUGAACACUAAAUAAAUUGACUAGUACAGUGAAUAUAGUGAAGGUGCUGGUGGUCGUGGAGCGAGUGGAGAUGUAAACAAUAGGUAGUCAAUGGCAGAUAGUGAGGAUAGUGAUAACAUAUUUAAGAAGAAAUAAGCCUAGAACAAUCAAAAUAAUAAUGUCAAUAGAAUACCUACUAUUGGUUAGAAUAAAAAGCAGCCAAGAUUGACUGGAGAAUCAAUGAUGAGUGAGGAUAACUUCGAGUAAAUGCAGUAGAAUGGGAGCUAUACAUUUGAUGCAAAAGAUAAUUAGAAUAACUUUAUUAAUGAUGAUGACGACGAUCAAAUCUCAGAGAAUUCAGAUGCAAUUGGCAAGAGAAAAGCCAAAGUAGUCUACAAUGACUGA